AUGAUAGAGUACAAACCGAAUCAGGGCAGCGACGAAAUUUUCGAGAAUAAUCGCCUGAUUGGAACCCAGAAUGAGGAAAAGCUCUCGCUAACCCAGCUAUGGGAAGUCAUCGUACGCACGAAACGUCUUCCAGAUGGAUCCGACGAGAACAUCCUCUACGCCGGAGUCCGUGAAAGACUCCGUGAUCCUGAACGAGAAGUUCGCCAGCACGCCCUGAGAGUUCUCAUCGACCUCAUCCCCGUCACCCAAACCCUAUCCCUCGACGACCACAUGCGUGCCUUGCUGCCCGAGCUGCUCUCCAAUCUGGGUCACCCCGCUCCCGCCCUACGGAAAGGCGCCCUAGAUACCCUACGGAUCUAUCUAAGUCACAGCAGGAACCGUGACCAACUCUUGCGAGACCUGAUUUCGUCCACUCUAGUAGAGGACAACCUCCUAGCUGCCGCUCCGUUUCUAGUGGACGCCAACACGAGCAACGAGACGCUCGGUCACGUGCUAGAGCGGCUGGGCAGUGAAAUCAAGGAGCAGGGUUAUCGGCAGGAAGUGGCGGCGAAGUCGUUGGCCAGGUUGAGAUAUUCCCUGGGAGAUGAACGGUUUAAAAUGCUCUUUGGAGUUGAGAGGUUCGCAGAGCUGCAGAAGAUUUGCGACUUGUACGGGUUUCCAAUUGAUUAUAGUGACGGGGAUGCUAGUGAUGGGGAGAAUGUGAUGUGGGCCGAGGAGGAGGAUAAAGUGAUUCUUGAAACUGAGAUUACUCUGAGGACCGGACCUGCAAUCACCAUGAAGAUACAUGAAGAGAGUCGGUCUGGUAGUAGGGAGGAAUAUGCGGAAAGUGAAGAUGAGGCCAGUGAAAUGUAUGCCUUUAUAUCAAAUUACAUAUUCUUAUUCCACGACAGCCAAAAAAUGGGGGUAAUAAAAGUCCUUGAAGACGACAGUGACCCAGACUUCUACGAAGCGGCGCGCCGUACCCCCCGAAAAGUGCGCUUUGGAGGCGAAUCCGUGAAGAUGCGUACGCCAGAGAGCGACAGUAACCAUGAAGAUAGUGGAUCGACCAUACGCAUAACCGUCACGGAUGCAGUGUCCAUUAAAACCCGUAAAAGUUUGAUUCCGGUCCGGAUAACAUCCUUGCCUUCCACUCCUAAGAAGGAGUCUUCAUUGGUGAAGCCGCGUCUUCACAAAUCAACGCCCGAUUUAGGUGGGAGUAGCAGUAAAUCGAGAAUACCCAUGAGGAAGGGGUCUAAGAUUAAGAAAGAGCCUCCAGUAGAUGUAAUAUCCCCAGCAAUAUCGCCGAAACAAGAGCCAGAUCCACCAGAAGCCAAAAAAUCUUUAGCGAAACCAACACGAAGGAAAAGCAGAUCAGAUGACGCACUCAGCCCUAUCCCUGUUCACAACGAAAUAGAAGUUAUUCACAACCUCACAAGAAGCCCUGAACGCAAAAGAACUCGUAGUCCCUCCCCCCAAACUGAGGAGACGAAGGAGGAAAUAAAAAAUCAGACCGCUUUCAACAGUUUCCAGUUGUGUUCUCCAACUUCUACUGCAACAGAACAUAAAAUAACUGUUAACCAGCUUGAGGAAAAAAAGGAAAAAAGUGAAAAGCAGGCCGCUUUCAAUAGCUUCCAAUUGUAUCCUCCAACUCCUGUUGCGCCCGAGGCAGAAAGUCCCGAAAAAGUGACGAUAGUGACCUCUACUCCCCAAGGAAAAGACAAAGAUCAGAAACAAGAACAAAAUACUACUGCAUACAAUAGCUUCCAGGUGUGCCCUGAAAAUUGCAGAAUAAGCGAAGAAAAUUUAAGUGCAAUGAACAAGAAUAGUGAUGAGUUGUUAGAAAGGCCAGACGAACUUUGUAAUAAAUCAGAAGCACUGGAUAAUCUUGUUAAAAUGUUGAAGCAGCCAAAUACGUGCGAGGCUCUGGAACCAGGACCUGCAGCAUUACUUUUCGAGGCUUUGUUCGCGUGCCAGCAUCUAGAUGUCUUGCACUUCCUAGCUGACGAUGCUCUAGCUCUUUUGGUAAAAGGCGUCCGGCCCCAAGUCCUGGAACAGUGCCUUGGCCGCGUGGCUCAAGGAAUUUGCAAAAUUGGAGCUCCUUCAGGAGUGAGUCUUGGCUUGAUGAUCAUGAAGAAAUGUCCGGCCAAGAAAUUGCAGUUGGAAAUAAUGGAUAAAUGUUUUGCGCAUAGAACUAGAGAAGGAGCGUUGCAAAUUUUGAUGGCUGCUGCAAGACUGCUUCCAAGUAGCGAAGUUGAGGUUAGCAAAAUUACGGAAUUCGCAGCCUUUGCACUUCGAGAUCGUCGUCGGAGAGUAAGGCAUGCAGCCCUGGAAACUCUGGCCACUCUUGCCCAGCUGUCGUCGAACGUGGAAGUUCUCGAUACAGUUAAUAAGAUUUGUGAAGCCUCACAAGACCGACAGUAUCUGCUUAGAGUCGUGAGAACAAGACUAUCUAGACGUCAGUUGCCAACAGUGGAAAUGGAUGGUAAAGUACGCUAUUCCACCCCUCGUGACCAAACAGAGGUUGAAUGGUUAGCUGGUAUUACUAUACCUGCGUCUCCGCCAUCUUCAGCUGCUUCUUCUUCUACGUCUCUUGUGAAUUACUGGAGGUACAACUCUCGCCACAUAGAGAAUGCAAAUGUAAAUUUACAAUUCGGGUCAUCUCAGAGGAGAAUAAAUAAUGCUUUAAAAAAGGACGAGGCAGUGAAGGUCAACUCAGUGUUUUGCGGAAAGUUUGUUCUACAAAAAGCUGACAGAGUUAUUGAGGAGUUUAAAUACUUCAAUACUCAAAAUGCCCCGAUUUAUCGCCACGACACCGAUUUAGAAGAAUGGUUUAAUAGUCAUGUGACCGCUCCAAUAUUAACUCAGCUUGGAGAAUUUGAAGAACGUGAAUCAGGCUGGUCUUUGAUGGCUAUUACGAACCUAGGAGUGAACAUAAACAAAUUCACGCCACAGCUGGGGUCAUCAUACAUCGACCUUCCGCAACAAAUUAAAAGAAAAAAGGCGUGCGUUAACGUAAAAAAUGACGAUAACGCCUGUUUUGCGUGGGCUGUGACAUCGGCCUUGUAUCCUGUUGCCGACCAUACUCAUCAUCCCGACAGGACUUCGUCUUACCCACAUCCCUCAACGGUACUCAACCUGACGGGUAUACAGUUUCCCAUAACUAUGAAACAAUUACCCAGGUUCGAGAAUCAAAACGAUGUAUCCAUCAACGUAUACUGCCUCAAAAAGACAAAAAAGAACUUCACUACACACCCAGUUUAUUUGACGAAGAACAAAAAAGAUAAGCACGUCAACCUGCUUUUAAUACAAGAUAUGUACGCUGAUGAGGGUGAGGAUGGGAGUAAUAAUGGUACUACAUCUGUGAGAUACCAUUACGUAUGGAUAAAGGAUCUAUCACGCCUCCUAUCACAACAACUUAGUAAAGAUCAUGCUAAGAAGCAUUUUUGUGAUCGAUGCCUGCACUACUUUUCAUCCGCGGAAAGACUAACCAGCCAUUAUAUCGACUGCAAAAAUCAGAAUUACUGCAGAGUGCGAUUACCUACUGAGGACCAAAAAGAGCUUAAGUUUAAAAACUAUAAAAACAAAGAAAAAGUGCCGUUUGUUGUGUACGCCGACCUCGAGAGUGUUCUGAUAGAGGAGGACUCUGGCAACAAGUACCAACGGCAUGUGCCUGCUGCUAUAGGAUACUUUGUCAAGUGUUCAUACGAUCCCUCUUUAUCAUUUUAUCAAUCAUAUCGUGGUGAGGACUGUAUGUCAUGGUUUGCUAAACAAAUGUCAGCGUUCGCCGAGGAUGUUGAAACGGUUUUUUUGUGCCCUUUCGACAUUUCCAUGACUUCUGCUCAAGAGGCUGAAUUUGGUAAAGCAACACACUGCCACAUCUGUGAACAGCCAUUUAAGCCUGAUGACAUAAAGGUACGUGACCACAAUCAUCUUUUUCCAAUAAAUAACUAUAGGGGCGCCGCACACAAUGAUUGCAAUAUUAAUUACAAGGAUGAGGUAAUUAUACCUGUUGUCUUUCACAAUUUGAGCGGUUAUGAUGCACACUUCAUUUUGGAAAAUAUCGCGAAUGAUAUGUCGGAGCGUGUUGAUGUACUUCCGAUAGCAAAGGAAAAAUACGUAUCAUUUACUAAAAAUUUAGACCAAAAUUUAAUAAAAUUCCGUUUUAUCGAUUCAUUCCGUUUCAUGAAUUCCGCAUUAGAUACGUUAUCAUCAUACUUGACCGAGUUUCCAAAUUUA
Molecule: messenger RNA, 4215 nt
Organism: Anoplophora glabripennis (Asian longhorned beetle)
Lineage: Eukaryota; Metazoa; Arthropoda; Insecta; Coleoptera; Cerambycidae
Source: RefSeq, a predicted model, not a curated record